GAUGAAAGUUAUGAAAACAAUCGCAUUUCUCAUUUUCCGCACGCACUUCGUAACAAAAUGAGGCUUUCGGUGGUGAAUUUCUUCAAGAAAAGUGUAAAUGGACACAUUUUUCGCGGUAAAUAUCGAUUGGUGAAACGGGUAACGCCUCGCUCGACCCAGACACUCAUUCGAGAGUACGAACAAACGGAGGCUAACAUGAAACUGCUGCUCCAUCCGUACCUGUCCAAGGAACAAUCCAGCGGACAUGCGAAGGAGCUGGGUAAGAAGGAACAGCUGGUGGCCAAAUGGCGCGCGGAACAGCUCAAGAUGAAACCGCACGUCACGAUAGCGGAACGAUUGGCACACUUGCAGGUCAAAAAUGUGUGGGAUUAGCGUAACGGAAGCGUGAAACAGUAUAACACCGCUGAAGGUUCGGAGUAAAAGGAGUUCCUUUUAUUGUACAACAAGCAUUUUACAUCAACAAUGCGUUUGAGAGAGUGUUCACUCUUCUCGUGUAUAUGGUAACAGUAGAAUCAAUAGUGAAUAAUGUUACAAUCAAAAUA
Molecule: messenger RNA, 542 nt
Organism: Anopheles coluzzii
Lineage: Eukaryota; Metazoa; Arthropoda; Insecta; Diptera; Culicidae
Product: ribosomal protein 63, mitochondrial
Exons: 2
Coding region: 58-372 (104 amino acids)
Biological process (GO): mitochondrial translation
Cellular component (GO): mitochondrial ribosome
Molecular function (GO): structural constituent of ribosome
Source: RefSeq, a predicted model, not a curated record